AUGACCACGAUUGUUCAUGAAUACGACGUCGAAUACAGCGAUGACUGUGGUCAUCAUUGGAGUCCAGCAAGCCUUGACUUCAUUGAACACAACGUGAAGUUUGAAAUGCUGAUAGAGUCAGCACCUAAUGAAAAGCUUUUGAUUGCCACAUCCUACCUCCGACACAACAGAUUUGUCGUUUUGCGCAAUCUUCAAAAGCAGCAUCAAUUUUCUUUAGCGCAAUAUGUGGUCAAAAUUCUAGGCUACAAAGGUUACCGAGUUCUUAGACUCAAGAACUAUUUGCUUCAUUCGACCCUGGCUUCGUCACUGUUACAAAGAACUAACGAUUCUUUAUUAGUUGAUCAAAGUAGCUUCCAGCAGAGUCCGGCGUUUGAAGACGGUUCAUUGCAAGAUGCUCACAUGACAGAAUAUGGCGCCAGCUUUACUUACUCAGUACCUUUACCAAAGCACACCCAUACGUACGAAAACCUAUCUCAUGCGGAACAUGAAGAAGUGAUGAAUCCUGAUUUUGGGAUAAGUUUAAGCCUGAGUGAAGAACUCCAUCAUUCAUCACUUCCUUAUCAAAUACCACUGCCACAUGAAGAGCUGUUUAUUGAAGGAAGUAUCCUUUCUCGGAUUCCUCUCCACUCAAAUACAAGAUUCGGGUUAAUGGAGGAAACCCAAGGUCCUGAAAAUCCAUAA
This is a messenger RNA of Diutina rugosa, 681 nucleotides long. RefSeq lists its product as uncharacterized. The record is from RefSeq and is a predicted model, not a curated record. The transcript has a single exon. Bases 1 to 681 code for a protein of 226 amino acids. Lineage: Eukaryota; Fungi; Ascomycota; Pichiomycetes; Serinales; Debaryomycetaceae.